UAAAGUUUUUGUCCUUAAGGAACUUAUAGUUUAGUGGUAUAGGUAGAUAACAAGUAAAUAAACACAGAAGGAAAAUGACUACAAAGUAUGAUAUUUAUUCUGAAGGAUCUUGUAAAGAAUCUAUAUAGUGGACUGGAGGGGGACUAUUUUGAAUACAUUUUUCUAAAGAAUUAUCAUUUUAGCUGAGUACUGAAGGACAAGAAUGAGCCAGCCACUCUAGGAAGUGGGGGAAGGGCAUUCUAGGAAAAGGGAACUGUAAGAAUAAGGGUUCCAGGUGGAAGAAGUUCUUGGCACAUUCGAGAAACAGAAAAGAGAAUUGUUUGUUGCACAGUAGAUACUUGGAGUGGUCUUAUGAGAUAUGGAAGGAGUAGGCAGAAGCCAGAUGAUGUGAGGUUUUAUAAGUUAUGGUAAGGCAUUUGAAUUUUAUUCUAUGAGCAAUCUAAAGACAGUAACGUUUCUAGUUAGGGGAGUGAUAUGAUUUGAAUUUAAAAAUCAUUCUGGAUAUCAUAUGAAUAAUGGAUCAGAGAGGGGAAGAGAGAGACCAGUUAGAAGGCAGCUUGGAGGAGGAUGUGGGAGGAGAAUGUAGAGGUAGGUGGAUUUGGAAAAUAUUUUGGAAGCAUAAUUGACAGGAUUUUGUAAUAGAUUGAAUGGAGUAGAUGAGAAGAAGGAAGGAGUCAAAAAUGGCAUAAGUUUUGAACUUGAGCAAGUGGAGUCAAUGGUAGUGUCAUUUGCUGAAAUAGAGAAGAUUUGGAAGAGAAAGCUUGAGCUUCUUUCAGGCAUAUCCAGUGAGAAAUGACUGUUAAAAUACCCACAGUGUUAUCUCAGGAAGUUGAAAAUUACAGGCCAAGGCAAGAAGAACUCCCAAGACAAUAACUUGAAGAUUGCAAUGGCUACAAGAAGAGGACUGGCAUUUGGUUUCCUGAAUGACAUCUACUCAGUGCUGAAGAAAGAGGGCACUAGUGUACAGCCCAGAUCGCAUCCUCACACCGUCUGGAUUAGAGCUGAGGCGUCUGCAAACCCAGUGCGGCUGUGGUCCUGUGGCCCCGGGACCAUAGAGCUACCUACCACGACUCAGCAGCGUCCAGCUCACCGCUGCCAACACGACGCCUAUUGUACUCUUGAUCAAUUUACCUUGAUGCACCGGUGAAGAACCGGGAUUUGAAUUCCCCUAAAAAACACCUCCAGUGUGUGGAGGCGGUCGUGGAGGACCAGGAGGAGGCGGCGACAGGGAGGGAGCCGGAGGUGGAGGCGGCGAAGGCGCUGGACUAGCAGUGCUGGCGAGGGGACCGAGCCGCGAGAGGCAGCGUCGGGCGUCUUGGUGGUGAGCGCCCACAGCCUGCAGGCGGGACCAGCGUGGGAACUCGGCUGGCAGGCUGUGGACCGCGUCCUCACCACAAUGAUCCGGCUCCUCUUGGUUUUCUUCCCGGCAAUCUUUUUGGAGAUGUCCCUUCUCCCCAGAAGCCCCGGCAGGAAAGCGUUGCUGGCCGGAGCCUCGUCUCAGCGAUCGGUAGCCAGGAUGGACGGAGAUGUCAUCAUUGGGGCUCUCUUCUCAGUCCACCACCAGCCACCGGCUGAGAAGGUGCCCGAGAGGAAGUGUGGGGAGAUCAGGGAGCAGUAUGGCAUCCAGAGGGUGGAGGCCAUGUUCCACACGUUGGAUAAGAUCAACGCGGACCCGGUCCUCCUGCCCAACAUCACUCUGGGCAGUGAGAUCCGGGACUCCUGCUGGCACUCUUCUGUGGCUCUGGAACAGAGCAUUGAGUUCAUCAGGGACUCUCUGAUUUCCAUUCGAGAUGAAAAGGAUGGGCUCAACCGGUGCCUGCCUGAUGGCCAGUCCCUCCCUCCAGGCAGGACUAAGAAGCCCAUCGCCGGUGUUAUCGGUCCCGGCUCCAGCUCCGUAGCGAUUCAAGUGCAGAACCUGCUCCAGCUCUUCGACAUCCCCCAGAUCGCUUAUUCAGCUACAAGCAUCGACCUGAGUGACAAAACUUUGUACAAAUACUUCCUGAGGGUUGUCCCUUCUGACACUUUGCAGGCAAGGGCGAUGCUUGACAUAGUCAAGCGUUACAAUUGGACGUAUGUCUCUGCAGUCCACACGGAAGGGAAUUAUGGGGAGAGUGGAAUGGACGCUUUCAAAGAGUUGGCUGCCCAGGAAGGCCUCUGCAUUGCCCAUUCUGACAAAAUCUACAGCAACGCUGGGGAGAAGAGCUUUGACCGACUCCUGCGCAAGCUCCGAGAGCGGCUUCCCAAGGCCAGAGUGGUGGUCUGCUUCUGCGAAGGCAUGACUGUCCGAGGACUCCUGAGUGCCAUGCGGCGCCUUGGUGUUGUGGGCGAGUUCUCCCUUAUUGGAAGGUAAGUGUCUCUCUCUCUCUCGCGUUCUC
Messenger RNA from Microcebus murinus (gray mouse lemur), 2375 nucleotides. NCBI's taxonomy places the organism in Eukaryota, Metazoa, Chordata, Mammalia, Primates, Cheirogaleidae. The record is from RefSeq and is a predicted model, not a curated record.